AUGGCUGUUCAAAAGAUCAUUAGGAAGAAACCUAAGGCCAAGGUCGACCCGCUCGCCAAGCAGAAGAUCAUCUGGACUGCGGGCCACGGUCUGACCCUUGCUUGCGGGGCCAUCUACGCUGUCUUUUACCUGUUCCAGUGCUUAACCUUUUACAGGUACCGUUCCUGGAAGACGCUGUUUUUAAUCGCCAGACCACCUAUCAACAAGCCCAGAACGUGGCUGAAGUGGUUAUGGCGCCUGUUCCCGCAAAUCUCAUACCGCUUGUCCGUAAUUGGGGUGUUUCUCUCCUACGGUGUUACCAGCUAUCAGAACUGGAACGCGCUCAACCCUAGCUGGUACGAUCUGUUGAGCAAGGAGAAUUUCCAGAGCAUUCUGAUUGCGUGCUUGUGGCUCUUCAGCCGGGCGACUAUUUUCAAAUUAAUCCCAUUCAUGCUCACCAGCUACCUGCACCUCACAGUCAAGGAAAAUGAAAGCGAAGAGAAGGAGUCAAGCGCGCAAAAUACACAGCUGCUGCACGUCAUAGCGUACUCGGAGUUGAUCGUGGCGGGCAUCCUAUUUUUGGACACGAUUUCUUUCAAGGGCGCGUCUGGGUUUGUACUGGCGUUGUACCUGGCCAUCUAUUGGCUCAGACUUAACUUCUCGCCCUACGCCCAAGUCACGUUGUUGAGACUUGUGGUCAAACUCGACAAAAAGGUGCCACCCAAGUUCGAGUCGCAGUGGAAGCAGGUCAAAGAGUUUCUCUACCUGAGAAUGGACGAGAGCAAGAAGAAAAGGGCGGAGAUCGCGAAGCCAUACUAG
This is a messenger RNA of Lachancea thermotolerans CBS 6340, 798 nucleotides long. RefSeq lists its product as uncharacterized. Gene Ontology annotation, cellular component: endoplasmic reticulum. Bases 1 to 798 code for a protein of 265 amino acids. NCBI's taxonomy places the organism in Eukaryota, Fungi, Ascomycota, Saccharomycetes, Saccharomycetales, Saccharomycetaceae. Gene Ontology annotation, biological process: endoplasmic reticulum tubular network organization; membrane organization. The record is from RefSeq and is a predicted model, not a curated record. The transcript has a single exon.